Messenger RNA from Yamadazyma tenuis ATCC 10573, 1635 nucleotides. RefSeq names its product triglyceride lipase (gene ATG15). Gene Ontology annotation, biological process: neutral lipid catabolic process; multivesicular body membrane disassembly; piecemeal microautophagy of the nucleus. Gene Ontology annotation, molecular function: pyridoxal kinase activity; glycerophospholipase activity. The record is from RefSeq and is a predicted model, not a curated record. Gene Ontology annotation, cellular component: membrane. Lineage: Eukaryota; Fungi; Ascomycota; Pichiomycetes; Serinales; Debaryomycetaceae.
AUGUUAUUGGUAGGUCGGACCCGCAUUCCCGCCCUCGGUGAUCUCCCAUCUCCAGCCAUUCACCCAAGUCCUUCCAACGACCAGUUCCAACUAAAACACAUAUUUCACCACGGUGCUGGGUCCCAGCACUACCAGAUACACAGGCGCUUGGAUAUAACCCCCGAGUUCCUCGCCGCCACCGGCUUGGAUGACGUACAAAUGUCCUCGGACAAAUCAGACAUCCACACGUCUGACUUGGAACAAGUAUACGCCCAAAAUGACUGGCCCGAGGCGUUCCAGAAUCGCAAUCCCUGGACCAUGCGCUUUCCCAUCAAGUCGGGCCCACCCGUCAAGGUGCAGCGUUUGGCCGAGCGCCAUACCCCCAACUUUAUCGACUCGUAUCUUGAAUACGCCAUCAACAUCAAGGGGAAUCCACGGCUCCUAAACAUGAUCAACUUGGAGUGGGAACAACCCAAAGAGAUCUCAUUCCCCGACGUCAGCGACAAGGACACGUUGGUGUCGCUCGCACUCAUCUCAUCCAAUGCUUACGUUCGGUUCCCCAAGAGUGAAGAAGAGAAGCGCAAGCUGGAUUGGACGGACUUGGGCGAAGAGUGGCAGCCGGAUCAGAACAACAGCGACCUUGAGUUUGGCUGGGACGGUGAAGGGUUACGCGGACAUGUGUUUGUCAAUGAAGAAAACCACACGGUGGUGAUUGGGUUUAAGGGCACAAGUGGAGCGGGAAUCCCUGGUGCUGGCGAAGACGAAACCACCGCGAGUGAUAAGCUCAACGAUAACUUGUUGUUCCUGUGUUGUUGUGCCCGAUUGAGCUAUCUCUGGACCACUGUAUGUGAUUGCUACGAAAAAGCGUACACUUGCAACCAGGACUGCUUAGAGAAAGAGUUAGUACGUAAGGACAGAUUCUACCAAGCGGUGCUAGAUGUCUACCGAAACGUGACAGCGAUGUACAACCCCGACGUGUAUGACAUCUGGUUGACGGGCCACUCGUUAGGCGGUGCAUUAGCCCUGCUUUUGGGUCGUACGUACGGGCUUCCGGUGGUGGCAUUCGAGGCACCAGGUGAAAUGCUUGCCAGUCAAAGACUACAUUUGCCGCAACCACCGGGAUUUCCCCGGUAUUUGGAGCACAUCUACCACAUCGGCAAUACGGCAGAUCCGAUUUUCAUGGGUCUGUGUAACGGAGCCUCGUCUUCGUGCAACGCUGCUGGAUAUGCCAUGGAAACUGCAUGUCAUACCGGUAAACUCUGUGUCUACGACGUGGUUACUGAUAAGGGCUGGAAUGUCAAUGUGUUGAACCACCGGAUUCAUACGGUCAUCGACGAUAUCAUCUUGAAGUAUAAUGAUACUCCCGAAUGCGUGGUACAACCUCCAUGUCGGGACUGCUUCAACUGGAGGUUUGUGUCGCACGACGAUGACGAGGACGACGAGCCCAAACUUCCCAACCCACUCUUGCCACAUCGGUCUAAGUCCAGGACUUCUACAUUUACAUCUGCAUCUACUUCUGUGAACAUGGGGUUCGAGACUUCAGUUUCUUCGCAGCCACCACAAAGUUCCACCAGUCAGCCACCAAAAAAGCAAAAGUGUCUCAAGCGGGCGUGGUAUGGGUGGUGCCUGGAGUGGGGCGACGAUGAUGAGGAGUAG